CACACACACUCAACUUCUGUUCUCGACAAACUGUGCCUCCUAGGAAGAGUCCAGAACAAGGAGUCAAAUAUUUUGCACUCGCUCGCGUCUUUAUUUCACAGAAGCAUGUCGUAUCAGUACCAACCCCUCGACCGCCGCCGGCGUGAAAUCCGCUUGCUCGAGAUCCAGCCGUCCCCCACUUUCUCCGCUCCAGUGGAAUGCAAGGCAUUUAAGACAAACCUUGAAGACGCAAUAGAAUACAUCGCCUUGUCGUAUUGCUGGGGGGACGCGUCUGUUCGCCUUCCUAUCAUCGUUGAUGGAGUUUCGUUUCCGGUAACGGUCAAUUUGUGUCAUGCGCUGCGAAGGUUGAGGCAUGCGGACCAGUCGCGAGUUUACUGGAUCGAUGCUAUCUGCAUCGAUCAAACGAACAACCCAGAGAAGAGUCAUCAGGUUACUAUAAUGAGGGAUCUAUACCACAGGGCCGAAUUUGUGGAUGUCUGGCUGGGCGAGGAAGGGGAGGAUAGUUCGCUGGCUGUGGAGUUGAUUAGGAUGUUAACUGAUACAAACUUGGUCGAUAAUUUGGUCGCCGCGACCGAAGCUGUUGAGAUAAUACCUAUUGUUUCGAACCUAUAUGAGCAAAAUCCGGGAUUAUUGGAUGAAACUGCCUGGUUAGCAGUGAGGAGGCUGUUUGAAAGGCCAUGGUGGACCCGAGUCUGGGUAUUCCAGGAGUUCAUAGUCUCCAAGGCUGCGGUAUUUCGAUGCGGCCCUGACCGUUUUGACUGGUUGGAUCUUAGCACCGCUUCGGUGGCGCAUGGAAGGAUUGUGAGCAGCCCAUUAAGAAGUCUGUUAACUGGGGACCAGCUGAUCUACCUCAUUCUUGCAAACUUUUCGAUUCCCAUGGACUUUAUCCACGUCAAACUCCCCAGGUACUUCGAAAGCAGAGAACUUGGCGACUUGUGGAACUUUUCCCCUAUACAUCUGAUGACUCGAUUGAAAUCAACAGAUCCGAGAGAUUUGGUUUAUGCUCUGCUCGGUGUCGCAGAACUGAAAAAUCUACUUCUGGUGCCGGACUAUGAUAAGCCGAUCUCUGAGGUUUACGCAGAGUUUACCAUGAAAUAUAUCAUGGCAUAUCUUGACCUUUCCAUUAUUUCGUUUGCGGGAAUUGGCAUUUUAGGCGACCAAUACCCUCUGGAUACACCUUCGUGGGUCCCUGAUUUUAGAAGUGGUAACAGACAUGGCCAAAGCAUGAGCUUAGGUAAAUAUCGUGCGUCUGGUGGGCGCAAAAGCAUUUUCAGCUCCUCGUCAGGAUCGAAAAUCUUGAAUUGCGAUGGUGUAGUAGUUGAUACGAUCACGUCCCAACGACAACAUGAGCGUUGGCCGAAAAGAAGUUGGCAAGACCUAGUUUUGAGUCAUGCCGAGGUCCCCCAUCCUACAGGAAUCUCACAGUAUCAAGUAUUUUUCCGAACAACAAUCACUGACGACUCGGUGAGGGUUCACGGAAAUAGGCAAAGCGAUUUCUUCGACGAAGCUGCCGGCUUCAUGUAUAUAGUCGGGGCUGGCAGCCUAGUGCGUCGUAAAAAUGAUCCGGUGUUUGUAAAACAAAUAGAGAGAUUUAUAGAAGGCGAUAAAAGUGGGAGUUUGUUCGCACAAAACUUUACUGUUUGGAGAUGCUCCUCACUGGACUUUGUGGAAACCGGUAUCCCGUCAAAGAAAGAGAUGCUGGAUCCAUUCCUCGCGGCCACUAGACCGGAAGAUGAACUUCAGUGGCCGGAACCCUACGACGAAUCUGGUGUUGCUCAACAUGCUCAAGAUUGGGCAUUCACAUUCGAAGUUGCUUCUAGUGACAGAGCCCUUUUCAUUACCGCUAAAGGAUACAUGGGGAUGGGUCCGCCGGACAGUCAAAUUGGGGACAAGAUAUGUGUUGUGCUCGGCUGCGAUAAACCAUUAGUCAUUCGAGCCAUUGGAGAAAAGUAUCUGGUAGUAGGCAAAUGUUAUAUUUAUGGUUUGAUGAACGGGGAAAUUCUAGCAGAAGUGGAGGAAGGAAAGAUGGUAGUUGAGACUUUGCAUUUCGAAUAAACCCACGAGGAUAGCUACGCAACACCCCGU
Molecule: messenger RNA, 2085 nt
Organism: Hyaloscypha bicolor E
Lineage: Eukaryota; Fungi; Ascomycota; Leotiomycetes; Helotiales; Hyaloscyphaceae
Product: HET-domain-containing protein
Exons: 1
Coding region: 106-2055 (649 amino acids)
Source: RefSeq, a predicted model, not a curated record